UAUCGAUGUUUCAAAAACAUCGAUGCGUCGUUCGAAACCCUACUAUUUAUAUCGAUGUUUUUCCUACGUUCCUAUUUUAUGCAAAACCAAUGGUGUAGAAAGAUAAAUAACCUGCUGGAGAAGAUCUUCGAAGUACAAACAGAAGAUACCGCAUUUGCGGCUAGCAAAUAACAAAACAACAAGCAGUAUUAACAAGGUGAUUUGUAAGCAAAUUUUAAAUAUCAUUUCAUUGAUGAUAAAAUAUGGAUGAAUCAAAAGGAUUCCACUUUUACCGGCGUGAACUGUUUCUGUAUUUUGGAGUCUACUUUGCUUAUCUCAUCUAUGGCUUCUGGACGUUAUUUGGAUUACGUGAAGAAUUGCAACAACAUUCUGGUCAUACGCGUGAUCCCUAUAACUAUGAACUGGAUAUUUUCAAUAAUUACUGCAAACAAGAUGGGCAUGGUCUACGCUUUUGUAUCAGUUCCUUCACUGCUGACCAUACUACCCUUGAAGAUGGCUGCAUUCGUUUUGGCAAUGCUGAUAAUUUUCUAUUUAGUCGCAUAUAUUGGUAAUAAAAAAGUUGUUUGGAUAGCAACAGCGUUAUGGGUAGCAAUGCUGAAUGCUUUGGCGAUUUAUAUUGCUAAUUUUUCCGAUGGA
Messenger RNA from Rhagoletis pomonella (apple maggot), 636 nucleotides. RefSeq lists its product as uncharacterized. The record is from RefSeq and is a predicted model, not a curated record. The transcript is spliced from 2 exons. NCBI's taxonomy places the organism in Eukaryota, Metazoa, Arthropoda, Insecta, Diptera, Tephritidae. The coding region runs from base 243 to 551 and encodes 102 amino acids.